AUGACCUCCUCCGUCGACUCCAUCCUUCCCGACGACGGCGCUAGAACCCGCGCCCGCACUCCAACCAGCGCCGCCCAAGCUUCCUCAGCUGGUAUCGACGUAUCGGAGCUUUCUCCUCCUGGCUCCCAGACAAAGCAAGAGGCUGGCACCUCUGUUGGGGAUAUUGGGACUGCGCUGGAACACAACGGAGGACAGACUGCAGAGAAGUUGGUUGAGUCGACUCUCGCGGCGUGGAAGAGCAAGCGUGCUCAGGACGAAUACCAGCGUGCUAUGGAGUAUGUCAUUGAUAAAGACUUCAAGCUAGAUGAAUUCGGGGACCCUUUUGAUGAACGUGACUUGGCGGAGAAGUUGCUAUGA
Penicillium vulpinum is the source of this 357-nucleotide messenger RNA. RefSeq lists its product as uncharacterized. Bases 1 to 357 code for a protein of 118 amino acids. The record is from RefSeq and is a predicted model, not a curated record. The transcript has 2 exons. Lineage: Eukaryota; Fungi; Ascomycota; Eurotiomycetes; Eurotiales; Aspergillaceae.